Messenger RNA from Hirundo rustica (Barn swallow), 1853 nucleotides. RefSeq names its product mitochondrial fission regulator 1 like (gene MTFR1L). Lineage: Eukaryota; Metazoa; Chordata; Aves; Passeriformes; Hirundinidae. The transcript is spliced from 7 exons. The record is from RefSeq and is a predicted model, not a curated record. The coding region runs from base 125 to 994 and encodes 289 amino acids. Gene Ontology annotation, cellular component: mitochondrion. Gene Ontology annotation, biological process: aerobic respiration; mitochondrial fission.
CGGGCGAUGGCGGCGGAGGGGCCGCGCCCGGCGCUGGGAGCGGGGCUGAGCAGCGCCGCGGGCCCGCAGUGAGGCAGACGCGGCGGAGCGGGUGCGAUGAGCAGCCGGCGCUGAGCCAGCGGAGAUGGACGCGGAGGCCACCAUCCCCAUCUGGCAGAACAAGCCCCAUGGCUCAGCUCGCAGCGUGGUCAGGAUGAUCGGCUCCAACCUCCCCCUGAAGCCCUGUCCCCGGGCCACCUUCGAGGUGCUGCCAAGUGUCUCAGAUCUGUAUUUGAAUGAGGUGCCCCCCGUCCCCACCCUGGCUGACAUCGUGUGGAUCGCAGCGGACGAUGAGGAGACCUACGCCAGGGUCAGAAGCGACACUCGCCCGCUGAAGCACAAGUGGAAGCCCAGUCCCUUCACAGUGAUCCAGAGGAACGCCUCAGUGCCCAACCUGAGGAAGCAGGAGGAGAAGCUGCUGGCCCUGAAGAAGCCCGGUUUGCCAGCCCUGAGCCGCACCACAGAGCUGCAGGACGAGCUGAGUCACCUGCGCAGCCAGAUCGCCAAGAUCGUGGCCGCGGGCUCAGCCUCUGCCCAGCUGACGCCAGAUCUGUUAUCUCCAGGGAGCUCCAAUGCCUCCUCUCCUGUGCACUGCUUCGGGCCCUCUUUCCAGUCCACCACGUCCUUUGUGAUCAGCGACAUCACGGAGGAGGAGGCGGAGCUGGAGAGCCCCGAGCUGCCCUCGGUGGCCGAGCUGCCCGCGGUGUCCGUGCUCUGCUCCGAGAGCUGCAGGCCGGAGCCCAAGGACCCCGACGAGGAGGACUCCGUGUCCCUCUCCAAGGCCAGCAGCUUUGCUGACAUGAUGGGAAUUCUCAAAGACAUUCACAGGAUGAAGCAGAGCAAAGACUUGAACCGCCCGUCCAUGAAGGAGGAGGACCCGGCCGUGCUCAUCGCCGAGGUCCUGAGAAGGAAAUUUGCCCUCAAGGAUGAAGACCUGGCCCUGAAGGAGAAGUGAUGCCGCUGUCACUCAGCUCUGUAAGCAAAAGCGUUUUAUGCUCUCCAAAUCUCCACAGUAGCUGCCUUCUCCUGAGGAUUGAGCCUUUUGCCUCUUUUAUUAAUCAGACAUGGUUUGUGCACCGGACACUUCAUUAGGAAAGACCCUUGGGGUUGGAUGUGUUUUCCACGUGUUGUUGUAUUUAAGAAAAAACCUUUUUAAGAAGAUGGAAGCUCUUUCCCACCCGUGUUUUGCUGUUGGUGGCUGGUGAGGAUGUCCUGGAGUGCUGCUGGAUGAAGUUCUUUCUACCUGCACUUUUCCUUAGGUUCCAGUUAAGCAUUAAGCUGUAAGGAUAGAACCACUUCCCCUGCCCAGUGUGAACGGGACAAACCUCCAGUCCUUUAUCCUGAGGACGGUACAGAGCUGCUGAGAACGAGCUCCUGGCUGCUUCCAGCUCUCCAGGGCUCUGGGGGCUGCUGCAUCGUGGUGGGAAAAGGCGUUUUCCCAAAAAAACCCCAAACCCUGGCUCGGCUCAGAGGGAUUUCGUGUGCCCUGGGUGUUUCUUCUCUCACAGAUCAGCCCACCGUUGCAUGACAGAACAGCCUUAAUUUCUCGCCAGUAAUUCAGUGUUCCAUUUCCAGUCCCUGUGUGCCCAGCCCGUGUUUUAUUUCGCCUUCCAGAGGUCUGUUCACUGACCUGGCACCGAAGCAAAGCGCCGAGCUCCCCAAGCACACCGGGCACGGAGGAGCUUGGCCCUGGCUGUGGUUCCCCCUCACUCAGAGAGCUCUCCCCCAGCUCCACGUUCCCUGCACUGUCCCCCAUGGCUGUAUUUAAAGUAUGAUUUUUUUUUUCCUUUCUAUAAAAUGGAGCCUUAAUAAGA